UUGGACGUUCUCUUUUACUUCUGCCCCUUUUAUUUUAAUAAAAAACACAGAAGAUCCGCUUCCUCAACAAUCAGUGACAAACACAUCUAAAUCCCACCAGAUUUAUGACUCUCUCUCUCUCACUAUUUCUGCUUCACUCUCAAAUGUCUCUCUGGUCGGGUUCUAUUCUUCACCUAACUCUGCUGUUUUCCCUCGUAAACUUCUCACCCAACAAUGCUUUUGGAGAGAAGAUAUCAAAGUUGAAUCAGUUCAUACCAAGUGAGCAAUCAAACGGGUGCAAUCUCUUCCAAGGAAGCUGGGUUUUUUAUGAUCAAUACCCAAUCUAUGAUGGGUCGAAUUGCCCCUUUGUCAAUCCAGGAUUAAACUGCCAGAAGAAUGGUAGACCUGAUAAGUUGUAUCUCAAAUACAGAUGGAAACCUGAUAAUUGUGAGCUUUCAAGUUUUGAUGGGCAGGAUUUCCUAGAGAGAUUUGGAGGAAAAAAAAUCAUGUUUGUGGGGGACUCUCUGAGCUCCAACCAGUGGCAGUCACUCUCAUGCAUGCUUCAAAGCUCAGUCCCAAACUCUAAUUACACCGUAGUCCAAAAAGGGCUGCUCUUGACACUAUCCUUUCAAGAUUAUGGAGUUGAUGUUACUUUUUUGAAAAAUGGGUUCCUGGUGGACCUGGUGGUUGAAAAAGAAGGUAGAGUUCUAAAGCUGGACUCCAUAAGCAGAGCAGAGCAGUGGAAAGGAGUUGACAUAUUGAUCUUCAACAGCUAUCACUGGUGGAUACACACAGGAAGCAUUCAGACAUGGGACUACUUUCAAGUGGGUGACAAGAUGUCCAAAGAAAUGGAUCGCAUGGAAGCAUACAGGAUAGCUUUAACAACUUGGGCUAAUUGGGUUGAUUCCAACAUUGAUCCUAUGAAGACUAGAGUGUUUUUCCAAGGAAUUUCUGCCACACAUUACCAUGGCAGGGAAUGGAAUGAACCAGCAGCUAAAGAUUGCAGUGGACAAACAAAACCAGUUGAGGGAUCAGAUUAUCCAGGUGAGAGAUAUCCAGGAGAAGCUGUUGUGAAGAGUGUACUGAGUAACAUGACAAAGCCUGUGUAUUUGCUUGACAUCACAUUCCUCACUCAAUUGAGAAAAGAUGGACACCCUUCCAAAUAUGCCAAUGGUGGCUUGGACUGCAGUCAUUGGUGUCUUGCUGGUGUCCCGGAUACUUGGAACCUACUCCUAUACUCAGUUUUGCUUGAGAAAGAAAACAGAUAAAUGUGCAUUUUUGCGUUAAGUUUUCAGCAACUCAACUCAAAAAAAUCUCGUUCUAAUGUUUUUGGAAUCAACUAUAUGGACCAUGUUUCAUUAUUGUGUUCUAUUUUAAGCAAGUAACAUCAAAUUAUAGUACUUUGAUCAAGAGUUUUUUUGAAGAUUGGUUUAGUUUGAGAUUAAUGUUAAAUGACCUCUAUUCAACAAGCCU
Ilex paraguariensis (yerba mate) is the source of this 1452-nucleotide messenger RNA. NCBI's taxonomy places the organism in Eukaryota, Viridiplantae, Streptophyta, Magnoliopsida, Aquifoliales, Aquifoliaceae. The record is from the annotation of a GenBank genome assembly.